This is a messenger RNA of Daucus carota subsp. sativus, 1739 nucleotides long. Its product is annotated as ABSCISIC ACID-INSENSITIVE 5-like protein 2. The transcript has 4 exons. Bases 523 to 1518 code for a protein of 331 amino acids. Gene Ontology annotation, molecular function: DNA-binding transcription factor activity. Gene Ontology annotation, biological process: positive regulation of DNA-templated transcription. Lineage: Eukaryota; Viridiplantae; Streptophyta; Magnoliopsida; Apiales; Apiaceae. Gene Ontology annotation, cellular component: nucleus. The record is from RefSeq and is a predicted model, not a curated record.
UGUAAAUACAGGACUAUUAAAAACACUUAUGUUUUUUUAAAAAUAUAAUAACUCCAAGAAAGUCUUUAUGUGACAUGAUUUUUUGUUUCCACUCAGAUUUUCUUUCCAUUUGUCCUCUGUUCAAUCCCCCAUUUUUAAUUCUCUUCAUCAUCAUCACAGCACUGCAUAUAAUCAAUAGUAUAUACAUAGACUCGUAAUAUUAUAUUAUUACUACUCUUGUGUGUGUGUAUAUAUUUGGUCUGGGGAAUAGAAUGUGCGUUUGUUUCUUGUAUAGUGUGAGAAAUAUACACUUGUCUCCUUUUCUAAUUAGAGAUAGAGAUUGAGCUCAGCAUGGUUUAUGGCUUUUUGUUCUCUUCUGGAGAAUGUUGGAUUUAUGAGGGCUUUUAGCUGAUUCAUUUACUCUCCAUUCUUCUCUUUCUCUCUUUUUCAGAUUGAGGAAGUUGCAUUGUUGUUGAUUAAAGAUUUGAUCUUGGGUUCUGGGUUUGUGUGAUAGGUGAUUAAUAGUGUAUAUAGAGGUGGUGAAUGGGAACUCAGACAAUGGGAUCUCAGGGAAGUUAUGGUAGUGGUGGUAGUAGGGAAAUGCAAGAGUCAGGGAAGGAUUUUUUGGCUCAGCAGAACUCGUUGUACAAUCUUACUCUGGAUGAGGUUCAAAGCCAAUUGGGGCAUUUGGGGAAACCUUUGACCAGUAUGAAUCUUGAUGAGUUUCUCAAGAGUGUUUGGACUGUAGAAGCUAAUCAGGGACUUGGGAGGGUUGAUUAUGGGGCUUCACAAAAUGGGCUGCUUGCUUCUGGGUCCGGUUUGUAUAGGCAAUCAAGUGUAACCUUACCUCGGGAUCUGAGCAAGAAAACUGUUGAUGAAGUUUGGAAGGACAUCCAGCAAGGGCAGAAUAAAAAUAGUACUCGGAUGAGUAACCGUGAAAGAAACUCUACUUUUGGUGAGAUGACUGUGGAGGACUUCUUGGUUAAAGCAGGGGUAGUUACUGAAGGAGGAAAAGCUUCGGGACCUGUUUUUGGGGUUGAGCCGGUUGCACUCCCACAACAAAGUUCCCCACAAACUCCUUGGUUGAACUACCAGAUCCCCUCGACUCAUCAGCCAACUCAACAACAGAAUAUGCUGUCUGUUUUCAUGCCGGGCAAUAUAGUUCAGCCAUCUCUUUCUCUGAGUUCAAAUACAAUUUUGGAUGUGUAUAAUGAGACCCAAAUGACUAUUUCACCUUCCCCUUUAAUGGGUACACUUUCAGAUACUCAGACUCCUGGGAGGAAAAGGAAUGCUUCAGGGGAUGUUGUUGAGAAAACUGUCGAAAGGAGGCAGAAGAGGAUGAUUAAGAAUAGAGAAUCUGCUGCUAGGUCACGAGCAAGAAAGCAGGCUUACACUCACGAGCUUGAGAACAAGGUGCAACGGUUAGAAGAGGAAAAUGAAAGGCUUAGGAGACAAAAGGAGGCAGAGAAUCUGUUGCCUUGCGUACAACUUCCAGAGCCGAAGUAUCAACUUCGCCGGACAAGUUCGGCAGAUUUCUGAAGAAGAAAAAGUAGAAUGGUGCUUGAUAAUGUUAUUCUAGUUUUCAGUAGGUCAAAUUAGUUGUGGAGUCUCCUUGGAAAUAUAAAUAUGCAACUCUCUGCCUUGUACCCCGGGGAUUGAUUCCAGAGGGAAGUUUAUUGUUACUUAUAAGUUGCCUUGUACAUUUUAACUUGAAACUUUUUAAAAAAACACAAAAACAGACCAUAGAGCUGUUUUUUUCU